UUUAACACAGGCUCAGGUGUAGCACACUUCCACUUUGGUAUUGUUUAACGUAGCAGGAGCCUAAACGUUCCAUUUUAAUACCGAACUCCAUUCACUAAUGGUUUAAUUUGAAGUGUAUGAGACUAGAAAGCAGCACAAGUAGGGGUUAGGCAAUUCCCCAUGACUGGCUGGUUGUGUGUGUGACACACAGCUGGAUAAUGAGAUUCAGCAGUGUUUUGCAACUGGUCACACUGGUUUCAAACUUCACUGUGUCGCUUACAUGCUCAGGAGAACUGCAGUAAACAUUUCCUGUCAGACAGUGUACACACAUGUGUGGCGUCCUCCCCGACCCUCAAGCCUCCUGCUGCGGUGCUAUAUGAAGGUCUCACGUUUGCAGAGGACAGAGUUUGACCAGAAACAUCCAGAGGGAGAAUGAAGAUCACUGUGGUUUCCCUGUUGUUGCUGGUCUGCUCUGUGUCCUCAGAGGAGACUACGACCAAAGAACAGCCACAGGACAUCGGAGCUGUGGUGAGAGAGCUGACGGCCUGGCUGGUUCAAAAGGAGGUGGAGAUAUCAUCCUUACAAAGAGAGAACCAAGAACAAGCAGCAAAGCUGGCGAAUCAAGAGGCUGAGAUUGAAAAGCUGAAGCAACAGCUACCAUUUGGAAGUGGCUUCCAACAGGUGGCUUUCUCGGCCUCUCUUUCGGCUCAGGGAGCGUUAACUCUUGGACCCUUUGGCACACCCACUAUUCUGAUCUUCAAACAUGUCGUCACUAACAUUGGAAAUGCGUACAACCCAAACACAGGUGUUUUCACUGUGCCGGUGAGAGGAGUCUACCACUUCGAGUGGCACAUCGGUGUAAUUGCAGAACCUUCGCAUGGCUCAGAUGCUGUGUUGAUCAAGAACACGGUCCCCACUUUUAACACAUAUGAGUAUCAGAUGUCCGGUUACGGGAGCUCUUCUCAGGGUGUUAAUCUGCUGCUUGAGCCGGGAGAUAUCCUGUUUCUGCGUAUCUGGCCUGGCUCUAAGAUUUAUGACAAUGAUGUUCACCAAACCACCUUUAGUGGACAUCUGCUUUUCACCAUGAAUGAAGGAAACAACUCCUCUCUUUCUGCAAAUGUGUGACAGUCACUGGCUCUUGUUGUAUCAAACAAUCCUUGGAUUUAACAGCACGUUGCAGUCGAUUUUCUUUACAUAAAAGUUGGACCACAAAGCAGAAGAACAACAACAGUUUGUAAAAGAAAAUA
Molecule: messenger RNA, 1226 nt
Organism: Monopterus albus (swamp eel)
Lineage: Eukaryota; Metazoa; Chordata; Actinopteri; Synbranchiformes; Synbranchidae
Product: collagen alpha-1(VIII) chain-like
Exons: 5
Coding region: 412-1104 (230 amino acids)
Molecular function (GO): protein binding
Source: RefSeq, a predicted model, not a curated record